Molecule: messenger RNA, 1713 nt
Organism: Orbilia oligospora ATCC 24927
Lineage: Eukaryota; Fungi; Ascomycota; Orbiliomycetes; Orbiliales; Orbiliaceae
Exons: 5
Coding region: 1-1713 (570 amino acids)
Biological process (GO): protein folding
Cellular component (GO): cytosol; nucleus
Molecular function (GO): ATP-dependent protein folding chaperone; ATP binding
Source: RefSeq, a predicted model, not a curated record
AUGUCGGACUCUGAAGAACCACAGCAAAAGACCGUUAUCGGUAUAGCCUUUGGCAAUUCUAACAGCUCUAUCGCCUUUACCUCACCUGAUGGAAAAGCUGAAGUCAUUGCCAACGAAGAAGGAGAUCGUCAAAUUCCAUCGGCAUUGUCUUACGUUGGAGACGAGGAGUACCAUGGUGCCCAGGCGAAGUCGCACUUGAUCAGGAAUCCAAAGAACACGAUCGCAUACUUCAGAGACUUCCUAGGGAAAUCUUUCGCCGAUAUUGAUCCUACAAAUGCCCAUUCUUCUGCCCACCCAAUCCAGCACGAAACCGGCGUCGCAUUUUUGGUUGAAGAAAAGACUGAUGCCGAGCCAUCCACACUCACUGUUUCCGAGAUUACCACCCGCCAUAUCAAGCGUCUCCAAGAGUCCGCUUCCGAUUUCCUUGGAAAGAAAAUCGAUGGUUGUGUAAUUACUGUUCCUACAGAUUUCUCGGAGGCACAACGGAGACUCCUUGCUGAGGCUUCGAAGGCAUCUGGACUCGAGGUCCUUCAAGUUAUCCAGGAGCCGGUGGCUUCUCUCCUUGCUUAUACUGCUCGUGAAGAAACCUCGCAUCCAGCUGAUAAGACUGUCCUUGUCCUUGAUAUCGGUGGUACUCGUACUGAUGCCGCUGUUAUUGCUUCUCGCGGUGGAAUGUUCACUCUUCUUGCUACCCAGCAUGACUACGAACUCGGUGGCCGUCAAUUCGAUGAUGCUCUAGUUGACCACUUCAGCAAGGAGUUCAUCAAGAAACACAAGACUGAUCCUCGUGAGAAUGAACGUUCCUUGGCAAAAUUGAGACUUGAAUGCGAGGCUACCAAGAAGACAUUGAGCUUGUCAACUUCUGCUCAAAUCAGCAUCGAAAGUUUGGCAGGUGGCUUCGAUUUCCAUUCGACAGUCAAUAGGUUAAGAUUCGAUCUAUUGUCCAAGAAAUUGGUUGAUCAGAUCGUUGGAUUGGUUGAGAGUGUGGUUAAGAAGGCCGGCAUGGAUUUGUCGGAUAUCAACGAGGUUAUCCUUGCCGGUGGUAGUUCCCACACCCCCAAGAUCGCCUCCAGAAUCCAACAACUCUUCCCAUCCACCACAGCCGUUCAGGCACCUGCCACUAAUCCAAAUGCCUUGAACCCCUCGGAACUCAGCGCCCGUGGCGCAGCCAUUCAAGCAUCCUUGAUCGCUGAAUUUGAGGCAGAGGAUAUCGAACAGUCUACACACCCCGCUGUCACCGUCACCCCUCACCUUGCCAAGCCCAUUGGUGUGGUCAUCCAUUCCCCGGAAGGUGACGAGGGCAAAGCCGAGGACAAGGUUUAUGUCUUCCUUGACGCUGAGACGGCUGUUCCCGCACGAAGAACCGCUACCUUUGUCGGAACAAAUGUUGGAGGAGACGUUUUGAUCCGUGUUGUUGAGGCGAAGAAAGAAAGUGUCGAUGUUACCCCUCCAAAGGAGGUUAAGGAGAAGGCCGCUGAUGAGGAUGAUGAAGAUGACGACGAUGAUGAUGAAGAGGAAGAGGAAGAAAAGGUUAUCAAGCGAGUCACAGAGGUCGAGAAGGUCAUCGCUGAAGCCCUAUUGAAGGAUGUGAAGAAGGGACAGAAGGUUGAAGUUAUGUUGAACGUUGCAGGUGAUCUUACAUUGACUAUCACAGCGAGAGUUGUUGGUGGUAAGGGUGGUAUCAGAGGUACUGUUCCCGGACGGGCGCAGUAA